AUGCUCUGCCAGGGAAAUGUUUUGAGGGUCUCCACCUCCCAUGAACUGGGCAGCAUCAACAGCAGAGAAGGAGCUAGGCUCAAGCAAAGGGGAUGUGAUGAAAUCACUUACAAAACCUCUUGCUGUUCUCUCCUCACAGGCACCAGGAGCGCAGUGCUUAACACAGAAGCCCGCACUGUAGAAGCGGACGUCCUGAGCCGCCGCUGCGUCAUGAUGCGGCUGGUGGAUUUCUCCUAUGAGCAGUACCAGAAGGCUCUCCGCCAGUCAGCUGGUGCUGUGGUGAUCAUCUUGCCACGAUCUAUCUCUUCUGUCCCACAGGAUGUUGUAAGGCAAUUCAUGGAGAUAGAGCCAGAAAUGCUUGCUAUGGAAACCAUUGUGCCAGUCUACUUUGCAGUGGAAGAUGAAGAGCUGCUGUCUAUCUAUGAACAAACGCGGGCUGCUUCUGCAUCACAGGGUUCUGCGUCAGCUGCAGAAGUCCUGAUCCACACGGCAACUGCCAAUGGCUUCCAGAUGGUGACCAGCGGGGCUCAAAGCAAAGCUAUCAAUGACUGGCUCAUACCCAGUGUGGAGGGAAGGCUUACGGGGCUGGGUGGAGAAGACCUGCCCACUGUUGUGAUAGUUGCCCACUAUGAUUCUUUUGGAGUGGCUCCAUGGCUGUCACACGGUGCUGACUCCAAUGGCAGUGGUAUCUCAGUGCUACUGGAACUAGCCAGGCUGUUUUCUCGGCUCUACACCUACAGACGUACCCAUGCUGGGUAUAACUUGCUGUUCUUUGCAUCUGGAGGUGGCAAGUUUAAUUAUCAAGGAACGAAGCGGUGGCUGGAAGACAAUUUGGACCACACUGAUUCCAGCCUGCUGCAGGACAACGUAGCAUUUGUUCUCUGCCUUGAUACUCUGGGCCGAGGCAAUAGCCUUCAUCUUCAUGUCUCAAAGCCUCCCAAGGAGGGGACGUUGCAGCAUGCGUUUCUGAGAGAACUGGAAAUGGUUGUUGCCAGCCAGUUCCCAGAGGUGAAGUUUUCCAUGGUGCACAAGAAGAUAAACUUGGCUGAGGACAUGCUGGCAUGGGAGCAUGAGCGUUUUGCAAUCCGACGCUUGCCAGCAUUCACCAUCUCCCAUCUGGAGAGCCACCGGGACAGCCUGCGCAACAGCAUCAUGGAUAGGAGGGCACGAAUAGACACUAAGGCACUAACCAGGAAUACUAGGAUCAUUGCUGAGGCUUUGACAAGGGUCAUCUACAACCUAACAGACAAGGGAGCACCUGCAGAUCUGCAGAUUUUCACAGAUCAGAUGCAGAUCCAGCAGGAGCAACUAGAAUCAGUGAUGGACUGGCUGAGCAGUCAGCCCAGGGCUGCCCAGCUGAUUGAUAAAGACAGCACCUUCCUCAACACCUUAGAAUAUUAUAUGGGUCGCUACCUGAAGGAUGUCAAACAGCAUCAUGUAAAGGCAGACAAACGGGACCCUGAGUUUGUUUUCUAUGACCAGCUGAAACAGGUGAUGAAUGCAUACAGGGUCAAGCCAGCGAUCUUUGACCUGCUUCUGGCUGUCUGUAUUGCAGCCUACCUUGGUGUUGCCUAUGUUGCAGUGCAGCACUUUGGUCUCCUUUACAAGAUGAUACAGAGAUUAUCCCUUAAAACCAAGCAGCAGUGAAGCAACGAGUCAUCACCCAUACAGCAGCACUGAGCCAUCGGUGAGCCCAUCAGGAACCUUCUGCCUUCCAUUGAAUCCUGCUGUUUCUCUUCCUCUGUCUCCUCUUUGCUACUCUAUAGAGGGGAGGAAGGCAGAAAGAAAAUGAAAUUUUAACUCUUGUGCACCUUUUAAGUGCUUUUCUUCACCUUCUUCCCCUGACUUGCACCAUGUAUGUUUUCCUUUGCUUUUUGGCGAGGGAGAGGCUCAGAGACUUCAGUAGUCCCUGCAAGUUGUUUAAACACUGAACGGCUGAUUCUGAGUAGCUUCUAUGAGCAUAAAACCAAGUCCAGCACCUUCAUGGACACGUGUGCCAUACAGCGAACUUGGAAACUGAAACUACAGAGUAGAGUGACAUGUUAUCUCUGCCCAGCAAACAAGGACUCAGAGCAGUUGUUUAAAAGGAAAAAAAGUGCACAUGCAAAUUAAAGAGAAUACUAUUAGC
Messenger RNA from Aptenodytes forsteri (emperor penguin), 2128 nucleotides. RefSeq names its product nicalin (gene NCLN). Gene Ontology annotation, biological process: regulation of signal transduction. Gene Ontology annotation, cellular component: endoplasmic reticulum membrane. NCBI's taxonomy places the organism in Eukaryota, Metazoa, Chordata, Aves, Sphenisciformes, Spheniscidae. The record is from RefSeq and is a predicted model, not a curated record. The transcript is spliced from 16 exons. Bases 1 to 1647 code for a protein of 548 amino acids.